Messenger RNA from Prunus avium (sweet cherry), 757 nucleotides. RefSeq names its product citrate-binding protein-like. The record is from RefSeq and is a predicted model, not a curated record. Lineage: Eukaryota; Viridiplantae; Streptophyta; Magnoliopsida; Rosales; Rosaceae.
GAAUGGCAUACUACUCUUCUUUUCAGUUGCUAGGUUUCUUCUGCUUGAUGAUCAGCUUUCUUCAGCUCAUUCUACUCCAAGCCUUGGCUUGGGGACCUGAUGUUCCUACACAAGGCUUUGUUUCCCUCCCUUUUAACCGAUCAUUCUACCAUAUUCAGAAGCCUUAUGAUGUCCCCGAAGACCAGCGCUACAGCUUCGUCAAUGGAAUUCAUAAAUGUUGGGUCUACUCCACAGACAAACCUCACACUACUACCAGCCAAACCAUGCCUCGUACUGAGAUUGCCAUACAAGGAUACAAUUACUCUUCCGGGGUGUGGGAAUUUGAAGCAUAUGGGUAUGUACCAUAUGGGACAUCAAGUGUGUGCAUAAUGCAAGUGUUUGGAGCAAGUGCUCCUCAUGCCACAACUCUAAUGCUUAGGGUUUACAAUGGUUCACUCAUGUACUACACUGGUCCAGUGUUGGUACCAAACAUCUAUGACAAAUGGUUCAAGUUGAAUGUGAUUCACGAUGUUGAAGCUGCAAAAGUGAAGGUUUACAUUGAUGGAUGUCUCAAAUUAGAGGCAGAUGGUCGUGGAGGCACAUCUCAUGCAUUCAAAUGUGGUGUAUACGCCCAGCAUAAUGACUCCUUUUACAUGGAGUCUCGUUGGAAACACAUCCAAGUUUUAAGAAAGUGAAGACCUUGAACCAUCAAGUAGCACAGCAAUGUAAAAUAUGGUAUGGAUAUGCAUAUAACUUCUUUGCUUCGACCCAAAAAAAA